This is a messenger RNA of Sardina pilchardus (European sardine), 2163 nucleotides long. RefSeq names its product dystrotelin (gene dytn). Gene Ontology annotation, molecular function: zinc ion binding. The transcript is spliced from 17 exons. The record is from RefSeq and is a predicted model, not a curated record. The coding region runs from base 1 to 2163 and encodes 720 amino acids. NCBI's taxonomy places the organism in Eukaryota, Metazoa, Chordata, Actinopteri, Clupeiformes, Clupeidae. Gene Ontology annotation, biological process: synaptic signaling. Gene Ontology annotation, cellular component: plasma membrane.
AUGGAUCUUGAUAGUAUUGAGGGCCUGAACGAAGUCCGCCCAGCAGUGUACCGUGCUGCGCUGAAGCUCCGCUCCCUGCAGAAGCUGUGUCAGAUGCACACUGUUACUCUGACGGAGCUGCGCCCGGUUCUCCUCCUCCUGAGCCAGUCGGCUGAUCCCCAGAGGCGUCUCUCUGAGGCAGAGGUGAGACAGGGCCUGGAGAAACUCUUUCAGAGCGUGCCUGAGGAAAUUCCGGGGCAGGUCGUUCCAGAGGCGAUCGAUCAGACCACUAGACUCCUCUUCAAGCUCUACGACAGGCCACAGGCUGGAUCUGUGCUGCUCCACUCAGUGCAGGCAGCGUUGACUGCUCUCUCAGGAGAUACUCUCACAGCCAAACACAGAGCUCUCUACAGACUGGGAGAAAGUCUCAGCGGUCAACUGGGCAGUGAGAGCAGCACAGUGACCCGUAGUGGACUAAGAGUCCUGCUUCAUGACCUCAGCCAGCUCCCUUGUGUGGUGCAGGAGAGCCAUGUGUUUAGCCAUGUGGAGACUGCAGUGAGGUCAUGUUUCAGUGGGGUGAUGACGGCAGGUGUGUGUGAGGAGGUGUUUGUGAGCUGGCUGCAGUCUGAGCCGCGGCUGCUCCUGUGGCUCUCCACCCUCUACAGGAUCUCUGCCAGUGAAGCUGUUGUCCACGCAGUGCGCUGCAGGGCUUGUAAAGCCUUCCCCAUUACGGGCCUCAGGUAUCGUUGUCUGAAGUGUGUUAACUUGCACCUGUGCCAAACGUGUUUCCUGACUGAGAGACGUAGCAAGAAACACAAGCCCUCUCACCCUGUCUUGGAGUACUGUUCCCAGCCCACGUGGAGGGAGUCGGUGGCCUCAUUGGCUUUGAAUGCCCGCCAUGCCCUGCUGCCCCGACGCCACACCAGGCGGGAGGCAGAGAGGAGAAGAGAGCUUACCAGAGGAGAAUCAAGUGGAGACCCAACAAACAGCCCUCACAGCGAUUCCCCACCAGUGGAGCAACAACCAUCAACCCUUUCUCAGCAGUCAUGUGACUUCUGUGAAAUGGCAACCCCACCUCCACGUCCUCCUACGGUCUGCCCUCAGGUGCAGGUGCAGGUGCAGGUGGAGUCCAAAGCUCUGCAGACAGAGGAGGAUCUGCAGCCACAAAGGAAAACGUCCUUUCUUCAGAAAGACCUGCACAUGACUCAGAAGGUCAUGAAGGAUCUGCAGAGAGACAAGUGGCUCCUGGAGAAGGAGUUCCAGGUGUGGCGUACGGCGGCCCAGUCGGAGCACGACUCCCUGGAGGACAGGUGCGCUGAGCUGGAGGCCACCAUGGAGACCCUGAGCCAACACAACCAGAGCCUGGAGCACCAGCUGCGGCACGUCAGACACGCCUUGAGCCUGCGAAUGGUGAACACUGGUCAUGUCCCUCAUCCUGUCCACACUCCACCAUCCACUGACUGCAGUGAGGGGACAGCUGGACCCCAGGGCUCACCAUCAGAGAGCCCAACGUCACAGCGUCUCCCCAGUGAGGAAGGUGAGGACAUGACGCAGGAAGAGGAAGUGGUCACAGAGAGGAACCAGGAAGUGGUCACAGAGAGGAAUCAGGAAGUUGAGGAAGACGAGUCCAGGGAGUGUUCUAAAGAAGAAGGUGGCUCUGAGCUCUCUCUCAGGUCAGAUUCCACGGGCUGUGAUGAUGACACAUGGCCCCCCGAUGUGACCUCUGACCUCCAGCAGUGUGUGGAGAAAGCUGAGGAACUCUUGUGGGGAGAGGAGGGCUCAGGGCGAGGUGAGGCCUUUGAGGAGAAGACACACAGCCAAUACCAGGAGGAGACACUGGGUGGCAGGAGUCAAGAGGACUACCAGGGAAGUGCCUUAGAGGAGGAAGAGGAGGAGGAUGAAGGAGAGGAAGAGCAGCUCUGUGAACUGGUGCUGAGACUCAAAACAACUCUGUCCCUGCCAACACACAAAGCAGGCUCUCAGCGGAGAGAUGUGCUCUUGGUGGCAGCACAAGGUGUCGGAGAUUCUGUGUCAAAUCUUGUCUCCAUGGUGAAUUUCUACCCUGGAAAUCCACCUCAGCCUCUGAAGUACCAAACAAUUGAUGUGCUCUUGGUGGCAGUGCAAGGUGUUGAAGAUUCUGUGUCAAAUAUUGUCUCGUCAGCGGAAGCGUCAGCUCUCGUGUGA